CAGAGACACGUGACGGCCAUUACACUUUAACUUUGCCAUACGCAACGCGCCACUGCAUCAAAACUCCAAGUCCUACCAACAACCUAAACACGAGUCCACAUUCCUGUCGGCCUUGAUACUUCGAUAACCUAAUAUAUCUUCGCCAUCUUCUACUUGUUCCCUCUCUUCGGCAUUGGUGACCAAGCCACGCACCAGCGAAGAGCGAGACAGCGAAGUCUUCCUAACCUAGAUUCAUAUAUAAGGCUCCUAGUUCAUACCGAUGACUACAACUCAAAGUCUAGCGUUUGCGAGCCGAUAGCGCAAGAUAUCCCUCUUGGUCCUCCCUAUAUACAUCCAUCAUGGACGCUUCGGUCGCCGCAACUCCACAAACUCGUCCUUCGCAGGAUACGCACGAUCCUACUGUAACGGCCGCCAUGACUCCGGGUGCGAACGAAAAUGCCCACACAACUAUGAACAGUCAUUUUAGCCGCAAGGAUGAGUUAGAUACGUGUCGCAUUUGCCGAGGUGAAGGUUCUCUAGAUGAGCCGCUCUUUUACCCCUGCAAAUGCAGUGGCAGCAUUAAAUACGUGCAUCAAGACUGCUUGAUGGAAUGGCUGUCGCACUCACAGAAAAAAUACUGCGAGCUUUGCAAGACACCAUUUCGUUUUACGAAGUUAUACUCUCCGCAUAUGCCCUCACGGUUACCCACUGGCGUAUUCAUGCGCAAGGCCUCCAUCCACAUCCUCGAACACCUAGCGACGUGGCUGAGGGGUGCGUUGGUAGGUUGUGUGUGGCUAGUGUGCGUCCCGUGGCUUAUGCGAUGCAUUUGGCGGAUUAUAUUUUGGAUUGGAGAUGUGGGAUGGGCGAGGGAUGGCAUGUAUAUAUGGCCACUCCUUGCGGCAGCGACGGACGAUAAAGUUGUCGUUGCGGUUGGUGACAUGAACGUCUCGGGACGUGUACAUGUGCCCAAUGCAACCUUUCAGACACCGACCUUGAUAAACACGACCUCACCGGUUCACAACCUCUCUCAGGAUCCACUCGUCUUCAAACUCGCGCGCGGGCUUUUCACAACCAUGGUCGCACCGCUUCGACGCUCCGACCCGCUCGUCUUCAAAGCCAAUGUGACAAUCAAUCCACUAAUAGCACGUAUGCUUGAACAAAGUCACUCAUCCAUACUAUCAGAGGUGCAGUUUCUCAAGACAAUGAGUUCUUCGCCUUUCAUUAAUCGGUUCGUUAUGGAUGUAGUUGAGGGACAGAUCAUUACACUUUCCGUAGUGGUUGUGUGCAUCCUCAUCUUCUUGAUUCGCGAGUGGGUAGUGCAACAACAGCCCGUCGUUGAUUUAGCAGCAGCGGACGCAGUGAAUGCGCUUGCGCAAGCCGGCGGUGGGAUACAGAAUCAACAAGAUGAACGUCUCAAUGACGUCGAUGGUGCUGGUGCAGAACCGCAUCAAGAAGCAACAGCAGCAGCACUAGCGGCCCCCCCCUCAGGAGCCGAAGUCAUUGAAGAAUCCGAUAAUAUCAUCGCAUCGAACGUAGAGGAUCCAGAGCAGGAAGUAGAACGAAUGACCAGAACCGACACCCCAACAACAGUACAGGACUGUGAGUCCUCUAUCCGCUCCCUCAGCGACUCCUUGUCUAUGUUAGAGCGCGCGCGUGCGAUGCUCGUUCAGCUAGAAGGUGGCGUCGAAUCUCUUUUUGAACCUUCGCGAAGCGAGAUUCGGGACAUGAGGGCUAAGACGCAAAGCCUAGAGCGCGAGAUUCUGGCUGAAUUGAGGAAAUUGAAGGCGCUUCUCAAAGAUUUCUUCUGGGAUAGCGCUGAAUUGAGUGUCAUGCUAGACGAGUUAUUCCGAAGAAUCGAGGGAAUUGCUCCGGAUGACGAGAAUAGAAACAUUAAUGUUGAUGUUGAUGACCGUAAUGAUGACACCCAUCUUGAAGAGAAGAUGGAUGGAAGGCAAAGUGCGAGUAUGCCGGAAUGGAACCACGCAUCGCUUGCAAUAGAUAUUGCAAGAAAGAUGCAAGAGUUCGCGGAUUCGAUUCCAAGGGCUCGACGGUCCAGUGAGCAGGCUGAGUUACAAUUUAAGGAGCCUUGGGGACGGUCGAAGUCACUAGAGAAACGGCAAGAGGAAAUUGAAGACGAGCGGGGCAGCAAGAGGGGUGUGGAUUGGAAGCAAAUUCCAAGGGCAGACCAGAGUCAGAGACAAAGUCGAACUCAAGCAGAGAACUCAUCUGCACAGCAAUACCAUGAACCGCUUGUUGGAUUUAGCGAAAUUGCGGACAACAGCAACAUGAGGGAAGUUGAUGAAAAAGUCCCUAACGGCACGUUUGAUGGGCAAGAUGAUCUAUCAUGGGUUAGCACCACUGGUUCGUCAGAUGCAAGAAUGACAAUCGAAGAACUGCCAGAGAAUCCAUCCGCUCCGGACUAUGCAGAAGGAUCCACACCGUCCACUACUCUAGCUGCUCAGACGGGAAGUGAACUAUCUACAACACCUUCAACCGACGCUGGCCAAUUUCCUGAAGCUGAGCUCGGAUUUUUAGGCUGGAUGGUGCACUGGUUCUGGGGUGACAUUCAACAAGAGCAUUUGGCUAAUGCUCAAGACCCCGAAGUCGAAUUUGGUGCCGCAGAUGAUGAACAUGUUGUCAGAGAUCUAGCAGCUGAAGCGCCGUUUGUACCUUUCCAAGGUGCCCAACCGUUCCAACAGGAUGUUCGAAAUGACCGAGAUCAAGUAGAAGCCCCAGCCCGUCGAAUUCCUUUAAGAGACGCCCCACCCCCCGCAGAUGAGGCGGUUGCAGCUGCAGCUGCUCUAGGCGCUGAAGCGAACGGUCUCGACGCAGACGCCAUCGAUGAUGCCGAAGACUUGGAGGGUAUUCUUGAGCUGAUAGGGAUGCAAGGGCCCCUUGCAGGCCUCCUUCAAAACGCUAUCUUUAGCGGGAUUCUGAUCAGUUUAAGCAUUAUGCUUUUCGUCUUUUUGCCAUACGUACUAGGCAAAUUGGUGCUUCUUCACAUCGCUGAACCAAGUUUACUGUACAAGGUGCCGCUGAAGACUGCAACGGUAAUUGCAGACUUGGCGAUCGAUGCUGGUGUUAUGAUAGGUGGAUAUGUGGCGUAUGCAGCGUUGGAGGGAUAUAGAUGGGUAAUGGGUUGUCUAGCUGUAGACAUGAAAGAGCGAGGAGGCACUCUAUUUGUAAAUGGAGUGCGCGGACAUGCCAAGGCCGCUUUGGAACGGCUUGUCGGAGGGCUUAUUGCUACCAAUGAGAUUGAGGCAGGCGACCUUCUCUACCUGUCUAUGGCUUGCCAUGCGGCCUUGCACGCUGUUGAAGAUUGGGCAAUUAGCGAGGUCAAGUUCCUAUUUGACGCGGUCAAAUCUAUCUUCAGCUGCUUGCUAUCAGCUGACGUUCUAUUCCUAUACCAGCAACUCAAGGGCAUUUCGCUCUCGACGGCUAAUCUUGUCAUUUUCACCCUUCAGUCUAUUUGGACAAUCAUCUGCUCCUUCUACACAACGGGAUCCAUACAUCUCCCAACAGGCACACCGCUACAUGUGCCGGACGACCCUAUGCUGACAUAUUGGAAUGCGCGCGACCGAUUCCUUGCAGUCCUUGCUGGCUAUGCAGCCAUUGGACUUCUAUGCGGUCUGUAUGUCAAGCUCGCUCCACUCACAACAUCCCACCAUGGCAAACGCUUUGAAGCACAUAUCGUGGAAGCAUGCUUACAAGCUGGUGGUGUGCUGAAAGUCAUUCUCAUCAUCAGCAUUGAGAUGAUUGUGUUUCCCCUCUUUUGUGGGUUUUUGCUUGACUUUGCCCUGCUGCCACUUUUCGAGAACGCAACUCUCUCAUCCCGCGUUGCUUUCACUGUUAGCUCGCCUUGGACCUCGGGGUUUGUGCAUUGGUUCGUGGGCACUUGUUACAUGUUCCACUUUGCACUCUUCGUUUCCAUGUGCAGGCGCAUUCUUAGAAAGGGCGUUCUAUACUUCAUCAGAGACCCUGACGAUCCGACAUUCCAUCCAGUACGCGACGUUCUGGAGCGCAAUGUCGUGACUCAGCUACGCAAGAUUGCAUUCAGCGCGAUUGUGUACGGCGCACUCAUCGUCGUAUGUCUUGGCGGCAUCGUCUGGGGUCUAUGGGCGGCCCUUGAUGGCAUUUUACCCAUCCACUGGUCAUCUACGGGCUCAAAUAUCGAGUUUCCGCUGGACAUUUUGUUCUACAACUUCCUCACGCCAUUUGUAGUGCACUAUGCCAAGCCCAGCGCAGGGAUAACGGCGAUGUACGAAUGGUGGUUUAGACGUGUGGCACGCGCGCUCCGACUCUCGGACUUCCUAUUCAGAGAGGAGCAUUUCGACGAGGAAGGCCAUUGGGUUCGGCACACAUGGAAAGCGUGGAUUACACGCAGAGUUAAUAAUGAUUUGACAGAGGAAGAUGUCGAUCGGCUUGCAAUUUCUCAGGGCACAGCGGAUGCAGAUGCGCUCGACGACGGCAUAGUGAAGUUCGUCCCGGAUGGACAAUAUGUCCGAGCACCUGCUUCAGAUCAAGUUCGAAUACCCAAGGGAACUCCGGUUUUUGUGCCCGUCACUGUGGAAAAUAAGCGUUUGGAUGGAAAACCAGACGAUGAAGGUGUUCAUGCUGCGAAUUCGAAUUUGGUCAUCAAGGUUUACAUCCCCCCGUGGUUCAAGCUCCGCAUUGGGCUUUUCAUUCUUGCAGUUUGGAUAUUCGCGGCAGCAACUGGCAUCGCUGUCACAGUCUUGCCUCUACUUCUUGGGCGAUACCUACUAUCCUCAGCAUUUGGGCGAAAAGAAUUCAUCAACGACAUCUACGCAUUCUCCAUCGGAAUAUAUCUCCUUGGCGGAGCCUUGUACGCAGGUAUUCAUCGCCACGCUAUCAUAAGCUGGCUAGUGACUACCUUUAUUCCCGCAGACGGUGGUCGUCAUAUCAUCGGUACAGUGUGGAACACCAUCACUCGUGUAGCCAGCAUCAUCUACGUAUACAGCACCCUCGCCAUUGGACUUCCCUUGAUCAAUGCUGUCCUCCUAGAAGUUUACAUCCUCAUGCCCAUACAUUAUUUUUUCCAUGCCGGAGAGCAUCACGUCAUGCAUCUCGUUCAAGAUUGGACAUUAGGUAUCCUUUAUGUUCGUAUUGGGAUGCGAAUCUUCCUAUCUGACCCAGAGUCACGUCCAGCUCGCGCGAUCCGUCAAGUCUUCGCAAACGGAUAUUUAAAUCCGGAUGCCGGUCGUGCCACACGCUACUUCAUCCUGCCCGCUUUGCUAUGUUUUGCAACACUGAUGGGCGCUCCGUUCGCGACUGCCUUCAUCGUGAAUAAGACAUACAUGCGGGCCGCUGAAAAGGAUGACAAGAUUGCGACUAUGAGGAUGGCGUAUCCACUAGCGAGUGCCAUUGUCGUAGCGGUGCUUGCUGGAAGGACUGCUGUACGCGCUGCAAGAAGGUGGAAAGCUCGCAUUAGGGAUGAAGUGUAUCUCGUGGGCGAGAGACUACACAAUUUUGGAGAUAAGAAGAGCAAUAAAGGCAAAGAAAAGGUGAAGUCACCGCAACAGGAGCAAUGAGUGACGGACCAGUGUUCUUAUAGUUGACGAGAAGCGAAACAUUUGUCACAUCAUGUUGACUAGAGAGUCCUCAAGUCUUUAUGACGUCUUUGAUACCCUGUGCCUAACCUAGGGAUGUUACAUUGCAUUAAAAUGGCUUUUUUGUACCAUUAAGUCGUCCAUAGAUACCAUGUUUGUAGUAGAAAAUCAAUCAAAAUGACAC
Molecule: messenger RNA, 5730 nt
Organism: Verruconis gallopava
Lineage: Eukaryota; Fungi; Ascomycota; Dothideomycetes; Venturiales; Sympoventuriaceae
Exons: 1
Coding region: 339-5528 (1729 amino acids)
Cellular component (GO): endoplasmic reticulum membrane
Molecular function (GO): zinc ion binding
Source: RefSeq, a predicted model, not a curated record